AUGGCUACAUCUGAUCUUAGCAAAUAUGCAAAUGAAUUAACUAAAGAUCUUUCUCGUGGAUCUAGAGAUCAGGCCCGAAGGCGUCUUAGACAAAUAGGAUAUAGCGAAGAGCAGGUGUGUGCUCUUGUUCCUUUUCAAAAAUCUGGGCGUCAUACUCCUAAGGAGAAUUCUAUCAAAGAUGUGACCCAAAGUAUCCUAAAAAAUAAUAAUUUAUCACAUAUGGAAAUUAAUGAAGAUGCAUCCUAUAUUGCUUAUUUCGAUGAAAGUACUACCGAUAUAGCCAAAUCCUCACGACUUUCAUACCUCCGAAGAGAAUUACGCAAAAAUGGGGCAUCUGAGGAUGCGAUCGAGGCGACAAAACAUCCUUGGUUAACUGAAGAAUCAAACCGACUUCAAAAAAUGAGGCGAGAAAUUCACGCAUGUCAAAAAUCAGUUCCACCUGACCAUUUUAUGCCGAAAGCUAUACUUGAAAGGCUCCAAGG
Acaulospora colombiana is the source of this 482-nucleotide messenger RNA. The record is from the annotation of a GenBank genome assembly. Lineage: Eukaryota; Fungi; Glomeromycota; Glomeromycetes; Diversisporales; Acaulosporaceae.